UUGCUGAAUAUGUCAAGUUUAAUUCGCCAAUUUCGGAUAAACCCUUCUGUAAAUAAGACACACGAACAACUUAUGCUAAAAAAUUAGGGCACACCGAGAAAGAGCAUCACUCUCACAUCCACGGUAGAUUUUGCAGCAAUUCGACAAAGACUUUGAUAUCAUAGUCGAAACUUCUCAUUCUCUGCCAUUGAAGAUGAGGAGAAUUUCUCUGCAUUGCCCUCGCAGUGGUAUUCCCUUUAUAUAUUUCUUUGAUAUUUAUCCUUCUUGUUCGGCAAUUACAAUCAGAGGCCAUAGUAAUACAUCCAUUUCAGUAAAGGGUAAGUUUGGGGUAAGUAGCAACUUUGAGAAUGUCAAGUGUUUAGAUGAUGCUCUGACUCUAUUCCACCAAAUGAUCAGAACGAAGCCUCUUCCGUCUCUUGUCGAAUUCUCUAAAUUAUAUAAGACUAUGCUAAGUAUGAAGCAUUACUCUGCUGUAGUUUCUCUUUUUGGAGAGAUGCAGAAAUCGUAUAUCCAGAUUGAUGGGUUCAUCUUGAGUAUCGUGAUUAAUAGUUAUUGCCUGAUGCAUCGUGUUGAUUGUGGAUUUUCGGUGUUACCCAUUUACUUGAAGAAUGGCAUUCCAUUUAAUGUUGUCACCUUUAACACCCUAAUAAGGGGAUUCUUUGCUGAAAAUAAGGUCAAAGAUGCAGUUAACUUGUUCAAAAAGUUGGCGAAAGAGAAAAUUUGUGAGCCUAAUGAAGUCAUGUAUGGAACAGUCAUGAAUGGGCUCAGCAAAAGGGGCCAUACUCAAAAAACUUUAACUUUGCUCCGGUUAAUGGAAGUAGGGAAAACAAAGCCAAACAUACAUAACUACAACAUUGUUAUAGAUGCGCUUUGCAAAGAUAGAAACUUAGAUGCUGCUAUCAACCUUUUGAACGAGAUGAAGCAGAAAGUCAUUCCUCCAGACAUAGUCACAUAUAAUUCAUUAAUUGAUGGUUUGUGUAAGCUUGGUCAGUGGGAAAAGGUUAGGACUUUGUUUGCUGAGAUGGUAAAUUUUAAUAUUUAUCCAAAUGUGCGCACCUUCACCAUGGUGAUUGAUGGACUAUGCAAAGAAGGGAAAGUUGAAGAUGCCGAGGAAGUAAUGAGACAUAUGAACGAAAAAGGUGUAGAGCCUAAUAUAUUCACUUACAAUGUGAUAAUGGAUGGAUAUUGUUUGUGUGGUCAAAUGGAUAGAGCGAGGAGAAUUUUUGAUUUCAUGAUAGAUAAGAGCAUUGAGCCUGACAUUAUUUGCUAUAACGUACUAAUAAAUGGAUAUUGUAAGAAAAAGAAAUUGGCCGAGGCUAUGCAAAUGUUUCGUGAAAUUUCUCAAAAAAGACCAAAACCUAAUAUGGUUACCUACAAUACUAUCUUGCAAGGUCUGUUUGAAGUUGGACGAAUUGGCUCUGCAAAACAGGUAUUCGCGGAGAUGUUAUCUACGGGGCCCAUACCUGAUUUAUGCACUCAUACCACUUUACUCGAUGGUUAUUUUAAGUAUGGACUUGUUGAAGAAGCUAUGUCUUAUUUUAAUAAGUUGGAAAUAAAGAGAGUAAGUAGAGAUAUUGGAUUUUACAAUGCUGUCAUUAAUGGAUUGUGCAAAAAUGGUGAACUCGACAAAGCUCAUGCUAUUUUUGAGAAGCUUUCUAUAAUGGGAUUGCUUCCUAAUUCAAGAACAUACAAUACAAUGAUAACUGGAUUUUGUCUGGAAGAGUUGUUAGAUGAAGCUAAAGGUAUGCUAAGAAAAAUGGGGGACAACGGUUGUUUGCCAAAUGAGGUCACUUACAACGUUAUUGUGCAAGGAUUUCUCAGGUAUAGUAAAAUUAGUGACGUGGCAACUUUUAUGAAGGAAAUGGCCGGAAAGGGCUUCUCAUUUGAUGCAACUACAAGUGAGUUACUGAUAAACGUUAUAAGUAAGAACCCUUCCGUCCUUGACAUGAUACCACAUUUUCACUCGAAAAAUAAGAAGUGAGUAUUUCUUUCGCUUGGUUUAUUCACUAUCACUAUGAUACAAUUUCCGUUUAUCUCUGCGAAAGAAAUGGCAUCCAAUUCAGUAUCUGGAGCUUUCCAGGCAGGCUUAUUACGAGGUACAUCACUUUUGAUAUUUUGAUUGUUUUUCCACUCUUCUUUAUCUUGCAAAUCAGAUCUUACUGCCAUCUUAAUACCAUAAAUAAUCUGAAUUCCCUUAUGUGUACACAUUAUAAGUCUAGGGAUAACAUUUCCCAUGCUAUUUAGUUAUCUUUUGAGAAGCUAUCACAAUUGCCUGUGACUUAUAAGUUGCUGUUGGAACAAUCUUUUCAAUAUUUCUGAAUUCUUGGUUACAUCAUCCUUAAUUGGAACACAAGAACUGACUAGAUCAACCCCAUCCUUCUGUCCCCGAAUCAUAUAAUAUGAAUAUUUGUGAUUUUCCUGAAAUUGAAUUAGAAAGUUUAAAAUCGAUAGGGUAUAUUAUAGGUGAACAAUCAACACCGUAUUCGAAUUAUUUAGGUAUAUAUAUUUGGAGGUUUAUAUGUGAUCCAAGAAUAGGAUGUUUUAUUGGGAUUGACAUUUUCAUAGAACAAUGAACGCCAUUGACAAAUAUUGGGAACCGUCAACACUUGAAAGUAGGCUAGAGCUUCUCUAGCAUUUAUUGCAACCAUUGUAUAUGUCAAAGUUAAUUUCUUUUACAUAAACUUAAUUCAAGUAGGCUAACAAUGAUAUGAUUGAAGUUUUAACUUGCAAAAUUUAGCCGUCAAAGACCUUUUUUUUUCUCUGAAAAAUUCUUUUGUUAGGAAAAAUUUUCUGUGUCACGUGAAUUUUGCUUUCAGUUUUCUGAAAAGUAUCUUAAGCUAGCCUUUAAUAAAAUAAUUCGUCAUACCCCUAAACAGAAUUGUAAUAAGGACAAAAAUGAAACAAGCUUUUUAGCAGUUGUAUUGUAUAAUUCGCCUAAUAAUGUCAACAUUCCAACACUAGCUUUAGGUGUGGUGCCAAACAUGCAUGUCCUUAAAGUGUGCAACUUUCUAUCCUGCAGUUAUUUCACUUUGACCUUUACUUCACUCCAAUUCUCCUUAAAUUCUCCCACCCCACAAAAAGAUAAGAAAAAAAGUGAGGGAAAAUAGAGAAAAAUGGAAUUCUUGAAAUGUUUCUUAGGUAUUCUUGUUCUUGUUAUGGUAUUUUCUGUGUCCAAUGGAGAUCCUCUAGUUCCGGCAUUAAACAUUUUUGGAGACUCUGUAGUUGAUGUUGGAAAUAAUAACAAUUAAAGUACACUUAAAAGCUUAUGAAUUUUCAUCUGAUAAUACAAGCAAUUUGCCAGGCCUAAAAAUUUUGAAUCUCCAUUUUCUACUGUCUAGUAUUUGCAAGAUGAUUUACUAGAUGCCAACACAAAUAGCUAGUCUUUGUACUUUGUUCUCCUUCUUUUUGCCAAUUUGCUACCUCUCUCCCAUUAACUCUCUUGAACCAGAAGAUCCCUGGAAAACCAUAUCACAGGGAAGAUCAUCCAUGCAACGAAAGUUGGGGACAUUAUGACAGAAAAGAACAAGCUUAUCGCGGUCACACUCACACCAAAAACUAAAGUUCUGAAAGCGAUGCAACUGGUAACAAGACCAUCCACUAAACAAUUGCUGGUACAGUGUUCCAAAUUGUCCUGGCAGCUAUUUGAAGUCGGACUACCCUUAUCCAUCUCAGUAGUAGUUCUUUCGGAGUUUCCGACAUGCACCGUUUUAGAUCAAAUAAAUUCAAAAAUAUGUACCAAAUCUGAGCUGUAAACUUGCAAUGUGUGAAUAAGUGCUUGCAUCUUCCUAGCCUUCUUCACAGAGGAUACACCUGUUGCGAUUAUUUGAGUCAAAGAUACCUCUCUUACCCUAGCUGUGUGAGGCAUCCAACCUUGUAAGGGGCUUUGUUUUCUCCAUAUCAAUUUCCAAGGCCAGAUAUGGUGUUGCCAACUACUUUGGGAGAACACCUCAGAGCCUGAUUUUAUCGGGAAUAAUGCCGCAUUUGUGUUCCUUCUAUUCUGUCUUGUCUGGUUCUGGUUGCAACCCGUGGCAUCCUUCAUUCACUUGCAAAGAUUGGCUCAUUUCGUCCAUUUCACAGUCAUUACACCUUCUUUUCUAAGGUAUGUUCCAUCCUUGUGGAGACUAAUACACUUCUUUUGUUGCAUGAUGAUUAGUUGCAAAGCUGAAAAUCUUGGGAAAUUUCUCCUUGAGUGGUCUGUUCCCUAUCCAUCUGUCUUACUUGAAGAGGAUUUUCCUACCAUCUCCGAGUUCAAUGUGAAUGUGCUCUGACUCUGAGAAUUUACCCCAUAAGUUUCUGAUAUAUUUCCAAUUUGACAUCAGCAUCUUUAGUGUUCUUCUGUUAUUCUUAUACAAGAGAAUGGUGGGGAUAGGGAGUGGCCCGGCCCAGCCAGCAGGGGCGGAGCUACAAGGCUGCAUAUGAGUUCGGCAUAACCUAGUAGUUUUGGCUCAGACCCUGUUUUUUGGUUAAAAAAUUCAUUUAAUAUGUAUAAAUAAUUUAUUCAGAACCCAAUAAACUUGUGCCUUUUCUAAAA
Molecule: messenger RNA, 4531 nt
Organism: Nicotiana tabacum (common tobacco)
Lineage: Eukaryota; Viridiplantae; Streptophyta; Magnoliopsida; Solanales; Solanaceae
Source: RefSeq, a predicted model, not a curated record